This is a messenger RNA of Chilo suppressalis (striped riceborer), 1589 nucleotides long. The record is from the annotation of a GenBank genome assembly. NCBI's taxonomy places the organism in Eukaryota, Metazoa, Arthropoda, Insecta, Lepidoptera, Crambidae.
CUCAAACAAAAACUUAUUCACUGUGAUUAAUUCAAAGACUUAUGAUUAAUUCAUGAAGUUAAUGGUUUUAUUACAUUCUCUUUGCAACAAUGUCAUAAUUGACUUAUUUAGUGACAUUUAUAGUAAUGAAUAAACAAACUUUCAUCAAAGUAACAGAAAAUAUAAAAUGUACAAUUAAAAAUUACAAUUAACUACGAGAAUUCACUUAUGGUUUUGUUAAUUUAUAUAAGUAGGUCCUCAGCUAUAGUUAUUAAAAUGUCUUCGAGAAAGGUGGAGGACGCUCAUGUGAGAAUGCUCGCACAACUCCUGGUGCAGUCAGGCCUGGACUGCGUCAAGACACCUCCAGCAUCGACCGAGUCCUCAUCUAUGACAGAAGAGUUUGAGGAGCAUGCUGAUGCAUUGGAAGAAGCUCAACUUGUUCCUGAAGGAGAAGAGGUAGAAGAAGAACAAGUACCAAUAAUCGUUGAAGAGUUGCAAGAGGAAAUGCCCGAGAUAUUUCCGACGCCGUCAUUACGGCGACUCAUACCAGAUAAAACUAGAAAACUUGAGGAGCAAAAUAGAAUCCACGUUUUACCAGAUGAAUUCAAAACUGACAUAGACCCUAGUGCAAUACCAAAGAUAUCUAAGACUGCUCCGAAGAAGUAUAUUGAUAUGCUCGCAGAUAUAGUCGGCUGUAAGGAGUACAAGAGUAGUCUGGCAGAGUUUUGGUUCUUAGACACCUUGGCCAAUUUGUUGAGGAGAGCGCAGGAAGAUAAGUUGGAUAGGCCGAUUCAAGCAGUCCUCAUAUUGUGGUUCUGCGAGUGGAUUAAGGAGAUACAGAACUUUGAUGCCGCAGACCGGGAGAGAAUGAUGAAGAGAUUUCAGGACAACAUGCUUUGCACAGCCAGAUUCAUAGGAGAACAGGAGCACAUACCGACUCCUGCGCAGGCAGGCGUUUACUACAAGGCGCCGGAAGAAACAUCAGGCGUCCAAGACACAAAGACCACAGCUACCGCCACCGCUGUGGAGUCCAAGCAUCUGGUCACCUUCGUAGGGACAGCUUACGAGUGCGUCUUGCGGGAUCUCACCAAGAUCAUACAUUACAUCUUCGACUUAUUUAGCACUGACUAUCAGUACGAGCUGGUCCGUUCGGUGUUCGCGUAUCCCCCAGACUACCUGCUGAUAGACACGCCAUACCAGAUCCAAAACCCGAAGCGGUUAUACGCCCCUCUCAAGGUCAAGCCGAAGAAGGAGAAAUCACCGAAGAGGGACCUCAAAUCGGCUAAGGGGAAGAAGAAGGAAGUCGAUACUGAGGAAUAUUUGGCGUUAUUGGAGCUCAUGCAGAGAGACGAGCGUGAGCAAGAGGAACGCGAGCUCCACGACAUGGAGUCAUGGAACCGGCGCGCACACAUCUUACCGCUACAGGCGGUUGCUACGUCCCAGCUGUUCGACAGGAUUUGGCCACCGCCGCCGCCCGAGCCAGUACCAGAACCAGAGUCCGAACCAAAGCCUAAGAAGGGCAAGAAUUUGUCCUCCAAGAAGUGAUGCGUAGGUGUACCAAGAAUUAUAUGACGUAUCUAAAUGCGUUUGAAUACAGAAUCACUCGCAAG